Messenger RNA from Nicotiana tabacum (common tobacco), 1587 nucleotides. Lineage: Eukaryota; Viridiplantae; Streptophyta; Magnoliopsida; Solanales; Solanaceae. The record is from RefSeq and is a predicted model, not a curated record.
AUUAUUUGUGGGUGCGCGAGCGUGUUUUGUUAUUUCCUCCUUUCCUCUUUCCGUGUGUUCAUUUCCGCAUUUGGAAACUGUUCUUUUUCCUCUUUCUCACACAGCUGCGCUAUAGCUAUCAGCCUAUCACCUCUUCCAUUUCCUUCAGACACUAUUCAUACCAUCUCGACUACCUCACAUUUAUUAAAAUCUACUGUCAAAGCUCAAAUUUUUAUUCCUUUCAAAUAAUUUCCUGCAAAAUGGGAAUGAUUUAACAGUGAAAAAUAAGAGAAUAUAAUGUGGGGGGCUGUCCAAUUGGGACUAUUGGCAGCGUUUCUUGUACUCUUUGUCCCUAUAGGUAUGGCAGGUUGGCACUUGAGCCGUAACAAAAUGUUAUUUUUCAGCUGUGCCCUCUUUAUUACCCUUGCUGUUUGUGUUCAUUUGACCCGUUAUUUCCCUUUAGUCUCCUUAAUGCUAUCUUCACCAGGUUCAGUUCCCUUAUCAUCAAGUGUAAAUCUUGAUUCUUGCAUUUCUUUAAUUCACCAAGUAGAAUUUGAUUUUCAAGAAUUGAAUAAUAAUAUUGAGAAUACUAGUGUGGGAAAUACCAUUUCUUGGAAGUGGAUUGACUCUGAACCUGUUCAAUGUGAUUUCCAGAAGUUGACCAAGUUUGAUGCUUCAGAUUUGUUUAAUGGGUCAUGGGUUGUUGUUGCUGGGGAUUCACAAGCAAAGUUAUUUGUAGUUUCUUUGUUGGAGCUGUUAUUGGGGGAAAAUGAAAUGGGGGUGAUUAAGGGGGAUUUGUUCAAGAGGCAUAGUGAUUAUAAAGUGUUUAUCGAUGAGAUUGGGAUGAAGUUGGAAUUUAUUUGGGCACCUUAUGUGAGUAACUUGACUGAUUUGGUUGUGGGGUUUGAAGAAAAAAUUAGUUAUCCUGAUGUAUUUGUGAUUGGGGCAGGGCUAUGGGAUAUGUUACAUGUAAAUAAUGCAACUGAUUUUGGUGUUUCCCUAAAGUUGUUGCGGGAUUUGGUUGUAUUGCUGCUACCAGUACCUUCAGAUUUUGCUAAUGAUGGAGCUGGCAUGAAUUUAGUUUCGAUUCGGUCUCCCAACUUCUUUUGGCUGGGAAUGCCAAAGUUGAUAAAUUCGAUGUUGAAGACGGAUGAGAAGCGAGAGAAGAUGACUGAUGUGAUGUGGCAGGCUUAUACUGAUGAGCUUUAUAGCAGUAAGCUGCUGCGACAAUCUGGUGGGCCCCUUUUGUUGCUGGACACUCAUGCGUUGAGUAAUAGUUGUGGAGCUCGUUGUACUACUGAUGGAAUGCAUUAUAAUGGGGUCGUCUAUGAAGCUGCAGUUCAUGUAAUGCUAAAUGGAUUGCUUAUAGAAUCUAAUCAGAAGCUGUAAUGUAGCCAGGGACAGGGUAAUUGAACUAGCUCUGUAAUUGCUAGAGCUUUCUUUGUAAUACGGGAUUCUUUUCCUGGUGCUACACUCAGCAACUGAAGAUCAGUAGCGAGAAGUUUUUGAUGGUAAUUCAUACGGAGGUUACCAUAUCCUCCUCCAGUUAUGUGUCCGCCAACACCAACAGUUGGGCAAAUUCCAGCUGGGAAGGCAUGGAUUUUGCUU